UUCGAUGCUGCUCUGCCUCUGUAUCUAUUUUUGUUCAUCAGUUUAUAAUGGUCUUUAUUAUCCAUAAAUGAGUGAGAUCAUGUGGUAUUUUUCUUUCAUUGACUGGCUUAUUUCACUGCAUCUAUUUCUUUAACACUGAUGUCUCCUGAAACUGUGGUACAGAGAUGUAAUUAAUAAUUCUUGUGUGCCCUCAUCCUCCUCACUCACUAUUUAGGCCACUGUUCCCUACCAUACUUCUCAUGAUACUGUUAUGAGUGAGGGCUGGAGAGAAGAUUGGGGUAUGCGUUAUGACAUUUCAAGCCCCACACCUUCAAUUCCAUUCUUGGCAAAAGAAAAAAGAACAACAAUGAAAAAUCUGGACACAGGCACAUGCCCACCAGGAAGCAACCUGAAGCCCUUGGUAGCAACAGGACACUCUCAACAGUGACAACAAAAAGCACAGAUGAACAUACACAUACGGCAAGAUAUGGCCCUAAGUGCUGCGCUUGCAUCAUUUCAUUGAACUGUCGGUGAGCCAGCAUGGAGUCCGGGAGGAAGCAGGGUCACCAUCCAGGCCGCCAGCGAGUUUCAUUUGGGCCGUUCCUUCCCUGAUACCUGCAAUGGAUUUUGUUCUUCCCAGGUCUCUGAAGUGCUUUGUCCUGUGGAGUUCAUGCUGGAUUCAUCCAUGUCUUGUUUUGGUUUCACUGUCUUGGGACUGUUGGCUCAAUUCAGGGGCUUUAUCUUUGAAAAUUCAGCCUCUGUUUGGCUUCCUGGCACCACGCUUUGCACUUCCUUGCUCCUUAAUUCUGGUAACCCCUCCCCCCACCUCCUCUCUCUGCUUGCCCUAGGCUUCCAUUUGCAGUGUUUGAUCAUCCCUGGGCGAUUAUGAAUCUCCUAUGUCCCCUGGUACACAAUCAACAAUAUUGGGAUCAGUAGGCAUCCUGCUCACAGGUCUCUCUUUUCCGCUGUCCUUGACAAACCACUGUAUGCAUAGCUGAAGCUGGAGGUCCUCAGAUACUUAAGAUGACUACAGAUUGGAAAGGUCAUGUCUACCUUAGCCAAGGUAGCUGUGGAAUUUUAAAAAUAUUAAUGUAACUGUGAGGAUGUCUUUAUUGACGAGCAAUGUUGCAGUGUGUGGAUGGUCUCAGUGUUGGGUUGUCAGCAGUUGAUACCUCAGAGUCAGCUGGGGAUUUGAGGGUGAGCACAGCCCGAACCAUAGGCGAGUGGACCAGUGGGGACCUCAGCAGCAUGCGCUCACCAUCCCGCUCUUGGCACAGGUGCCCUAAAACCUUCGGGCCAGGGGCUGACCCAGGCGGGCUCAGAUAGCAGCACCGGAAAUCCCAGGCUCCCACUCAGUUUCAAGUAACAGCGGCUGAACCACGAGAGAAGCUUUUUCUAGAACCGAUUCCCCAAGACCGUCUGACUGCAGUUUAUGGGCCACGGGCAACUGGGGCAGAGCCAUUCUCUCAGUUUACUUCAACUUGAAUGAGAGGCUCUCCGAAUAAACAUCCCGGGAAGCAGGUGGACUGACAUCAAAGUCUUCAAUUCCUUUUCCAAUUUUGAUCGCAGCGGUCCUUUCCACACAGGUCUACAGAGGUUUUCAAAGCUCAAACUGUGCUCAGUUCCUACCAGACGGAUGCCUGCUCCUCCUGUGACCUGUGGGAGAGGCAGAGAGAUGUGUGAAUGGUCUCGGUGUGAGGCAGCCAAGAGCAGCUGUGCCCGCAGAGCUGGAGUGAAUCCUACCAGUCUCUUCACAGUGACCCGCUUCCACUUCACACAGACUAUUGAAAAGAAUCUCAUCAUAUAUAUAAACUUAUAAAAAAUAGAUUAACUAGCUUGCUGCGGAAGACAGGUAGAAGCUCUCUGUGGUUUUGAAGGGGUAACCUGCACCAGCCAGCCUUAAACCUCAGCAUGGUUAAGCUGCCAGGCCACACGAUUCUGUGUGUUGAAGCCCCCCGAGGUCCAACCAUUCUACACACCAGGAAUGGGAGGUGCGGGAAGGUUCAGUGAAGAUUUAAAAAAUUUGCUUAGUUACUGGAAGAACAGAGACUUAAGCCCUAGUUUCUUGACAGGAAAUCCUGCACUUGCUUCCAACUGCCUUUCAUCCAGAUGAUGGUCUUUGUGUCUGAAAGCCUGCAGAUGGUAACGGGGUUCUUUCCCGAGAGGGAGCUGAAACACGAGCUAAUUGUCAGUGAGAGUGGACUUUGGGGAGACUCUUCCCUCCUCUCUGGACUCAUUUUCGUGGCCACCUGAACACGCUGGCUCGGGGCUGGGAGCAAGGAGCCAUCCGCUGGCUCCAGGCUCCCUUCACAGCUGCACAGACAGUGAGCUGAGCUGCAGGGCUUGGAGUUCACUGUUCUCUCUGCCAGACCAACCUCUGUUGUAAAUUUCCCUCCCGGAACACGUGACGAUGCAUUUCUUGAUUAUAUAUCCCCAGGGCAGCCGCGGAGCUGAGCUGUCAGAGGCUUAGCCCGCAGAGGAGGACGCUCUUGGACUUGGCCACUUAGCAAUUCAGGACUUUGGACGAAUUUGCCAGCCUUUGGUAAGUUAGUGAUGCUACUGCCGCUGCAGACACAUUUGAAAGGCUAUUUCUACCAGUUAACCCUGGCCGAGCGAGCAGCGCGUCAAUGCUGAGGAUGGAGCCUCUGAACAGCACGCACCCCAGCACCGCGCUCCCCGGCACCCCCCUCGAGUCCCAUGUCCCCAGCAGCGGCAGCGGCAGCGGCAACGGGAACGAAUACUUCUACAUCCUGGUGGUCAUGUCCUUCUACGGCAUUUUCUUGAUCGGGAUCAUGCUGGGCUACAUGAAAUCCAAGCGGCGGGAGAAGAAGGCCAGCCUCCUGCUGCUGUACAAAGACGAGGAGAGGCUGUGGGGCGAGGCCAUGAAGCCGCUGCCCAUGAUGUCGGGGCUGCGGUCGGUGCAGGUGCCCGUGAUGCUGAACAUGCUGCAGGAGAGCGUGGCGCCCGCGCUGUCCUGCACCCUCUGCUCCAUGGAGGGGGACAGCGUGAGCUCCGAGUCCUCCUCGCCCGACGUGCACCUCACCAUCCAGGAGGAGGGGGCCGACGACGAGCUGGGGGAGAACUCGGAGACGCCCCUGAACGAAAGCAGCGAGGGGUCCUCGGAGAACAUCCAUCAGAAUUCCUAGCACCCCCAGGGCUUCUGGAGGUGGCCCUGUCAGCAGAGAGGAAGGGCGCUUUUCGUGUCUGGUUUCACUUUUGCAGUGAGGCUGCCUCUGUGAAGAGACCCUCGGCAGGCCCCUGAGUGGGGAUGGUGGGGGCCCAGGCUCAGCCGGAGCCAGCGGCAGCCAGGAGUCCCGGCCGUGCCUGUGGUGCCAACCGCCACAGCCAAAGCCCUGAAGACGUGCGUGCGGUGUGCACAUUUACUUGGGGCCUGGGGCUCGGGGUCCUGGCCAGAAUCUGGCAGGUCCAUGUGCUUGCUCGUGUUUUCUCACUGGAUGCCCUGGGCAACUCCAGCAGCCUCUGCCCACUCCCAGGACUGCCAAAUGCCCAGGACAUGCUGGGACGCUAGUUUUGAUUUCUUGAUUUGCCCAGAGCUUUGUUCUUCUCGAUCUGAUUGGCUGUAAGUACCUCUGUGGUGUACCUGUGGCAUUCAUUCACCAGGGACAGUGCUUCUGGCCUUUUGGGUUGGGAGGGUGACAUCUAAAGGAGGACUUUCCACGGGAGAAAGCUGGAGAUCUGACCUCGGCCCAUUUGCAUAUCAUAAGGGGAAAAAGGGGGCAACCUUUAAAAUUGUUAACAUUGGCUGGGAUUAUAAGGCAUGACCCUUUCUGUAACCCACAACCCUGAACUCUGACCUGGGACCAUCCAGCUGGCAUGAAGUUUUUUUGGUUGGAAGGCUCUCCAGACUCUAACCUGCACUCCUAAUGGCCGUGAAGGGGACUCUUCCUGAUCUUUCCAGAAAGGGUACUGAUGGGGUUGAAUGAAGCCAACCCUUAGCUCUACUGCUGCUCAAUUCUCAGCCUAAUUUUCUGAGCUGGGAGAGGACGUAAGGUGGGCCUCGGUGAUACGGCCUUUCGUCACGUAGCCGAGACCUGGAAGGGCAUACUCAGGCAGAAAGCACACAGAGCUGGGGCCCACGUUCUGUUCCCUGACCUCCCGAGCCCUGACACCGGUUUGCUGUGUGGUCCUGGGCACGUCACCAUGAGACUCCUGAUGAUCGGCAUCCCCAGGGGGCUGGGAGGAUGUCUUUAGAUUUUAAGACUCUGUGAUAAAUCCUGCCUGGCCUGGUGUGAGGAAGCUUGGACCAGAUAUUUGCCCCUUGGCCAGUUAGUCUGCAAAAGGAUUUGCUUAUUUAAAGGAGCAGUUGGAGACUAGGAAGACAAGGAACUGGGAAGUUCAGGGCGAAUCACCCACCCAUCCAGGCUGUCGUUUUUUCCCAGCAGUGAACCAAAGAGGCAGACGCCACAUUUUACUCUGCAAAGUUCUCUGGGUGCUGGAAUGUUAACCCUCCAGCGAAGGGAACGAGAAACCCAAAAGGAAACACUCAGGAAUGCUUUCCGGCAUCCCUGGCUAUUCCUGUGGUCGAUAGCUUUGCAGCAGACCCUCUGGGCCCUUGAAUCUGAGAAGGAAGAGAAACACACCAAAAGGUCAAAUUUAAUUCUAGUAAAAACAAAAAACUUUUUUUUUUUUAAAUUAAAAGAAACAUACUCUCCCUGGGUUGGAGACAGCAAUAACUACUGUUCCCAUGGAAGGGUUAACAGUGUAGGAGCUGGUUUAUCAGCUCGCCUUAACACAGUGCUAGAGGAAAUUUAUGUUUGGGGGGGGGGGGGGGAGGGGAAAGGGGCCUCUGUUCACUUUAAAAUUCAGAAUGUGGAUUUACUCCAAAGGGGGCUGUUUAAGGUGAAAGAAGCCAAGUUAAGUUGGCCCCUUGCCUGGAAUCACUUGAAUUCUGAAACUUUACUGCAACGGACAUGUGCGUGGUCACAUUUUCCAUUGCUUCAUCCUGAAGUUUGGUGCAAAUCUAGCUGCGCCUAUUAAAAUAGUGAUGUAUAUACUUCCUUCUUAUUCUAUUAAGUUGUAUAAAAUUGUCUUCUGUAUUUAACAGUUUGUCAUUUUCACUAUAUUUUUUAAUUUAAAUAAACAAACACAUUUCUCUGAGGAA
Myotis myotis is the source of this 5101-nucleotide messenger RNA. RefSeq names its product potassium voltage-gated channel subfamily E regulatory subunit 4 (gene KCNE4). The coding region runs from base 2607 to 3125 and encodes 172 amino acids. Gene Ontology annotation, molecular function: potassium channel regulator activity; voltage-gated potassium channel activity involved in ventricular cardiac muscle cell action potential repolarization; transmembrane transporter binding. Gene Ontology annotation, cellular component: membrane. Gene Ontology annotation, biological process: negative regulation of delayed rectifier potassium channel activity; regulation of ventricular cardiac muscle cell membrane repolarization; membrane repolarization during action potential. NCBI's taxonomy places the organism in Eukaryota, Metazoa, Chordata, Mammalia, Chiroptera, Vespertilionidae. The record is from RefSeq and is a predicted model, not a curated record. The transcript is spliced from 2 exons.